Molecule: messenger RNA, 1403 nt
Organism: Manihot esculenta (cassava)
Lineage: Eukaryota; Viridiplantae; Streptophyta; Magnoliopsida; Malpighiales; Euphorbiaceae
Product: bZIP transcription factor 44
Exons: 1
Coding region: 616-1092 (158 amino acids)
Biological process (GO): positive regulation of DNA-templated transcription
Cellular component (GO): nucleus
Molecular function (GO): transcription cis-regulatory region binding; DNA-binding transcription factor activity
Source: RefSeq, a predicted model, not a curated record
UUCCCAUUUUCUUCUAUAAAUUCCCCCUUCAAUUCCCUCAAAUACCUCUUCUCUUCUCUACUCUUCCCCCUCUAUAAGUUUCUGAUUUGCCCAUCUUUCUAUUUCUUUCAGUAAGGCUGAGGUUCUGCUGGUUUCCUCUCAGAAACUGUAUUUUUGCUCUUCUCCUUUCUGGGUUUUCUUGCUCUUGAAUCUUUGGGUGAGAGAUCUCUCUGCCUGUUGCUCUGCUCAAGAUAAAAAGCUUUCUCUCUCUAUCUCUCUAAAUUUUGAUGCUGCGUAUUUUUAUCUUAAUGUUUGAGAUUCAUGUCUCCAGUCCUCAGUGAAAUCCUCCGUUCGGGGUUUAUGAUAAAUUCCUCUCUCAGGCGCAGGACCCAUCUCGUUCAAUCUUUCUCAGUUGUGUUCCUUUAUUGGUUCUAUGUGUUUUCAUGAAUAACCUCUUCUUCUCUGCCUGAAUCAAUAGUAUAUUACUUACAUAUAUAUAUAUUAGCUAUAUUAAUUUCCCAGAAAAUAUUAGUUGCUGGGUCCUGCGUUUAAGGUAAGAUCAAGAUAAAAGAUCUCAGUUUUAUUGAGAUUAUUAUUAGUUAGUAUUACUUUUGGUGUAAAUAUAUAUAUAUAUCUAUGGCAUCCUCUAGUGGAAAUUCAUCAGGAUCUUCUCAGCUUCACAACUCUGGCUCUGAAGAGGACGUCCAGAACUUGAUGGAUCAAAGAAAAAGGAAGAGAAUGCAAUCCAACAGAGAAUCAGCAAGGAGAUCCAGGCAGAAAAAACAGCAGCACCUGGAUAAAUUGAUGUCCCAAGUGACAGAGCUAAAGAGAGACAAUAGCCAAAUCCUUACGAGCAUCAAUAUCACCACCCAACACUACUUGAAUGUUGAGGCUGAAAACUCCAUUUUAAGAGCACAGAUGGUAGAACUUAACCAAAGACUUGAAUCCCUAAAUGAGAUCCUCAAUUAUAUCAACACAACUAAUAGUGUUUUGGAGACUGAGGAUCUCCAAACAAGUGCUGCUGCUGCUGCUGCUGAUAACUUCAUGAACCCAUUAAGUUUGAUCUAUCUUAAUCACCCCAUCAUGGCUUCUCCAGAUUUCUUUCAGUAUUGAGAGGAUUCAGAUCAGUCAGAGCUAGGAAUUGGUCAAUUUAUGGUUGUCUUUCUUUUUUUUUUUUUUUUUUUCUGGGUGGUUUCUGUGCGUGGUCUUAAUUAUGGGUAUGAUAUGGGAGAAAAAGAAAAAUCUGAUCUUUCUCCCUAAUCUUUAAUUAGCUAAUAGGAUGAAGCAACAUGUCUAUGAGAGAGUGGCAGAUGGAAGAUGAUGAUUUGAGCUUUGGCUUGUAAUGGGUUAUGAUUAUGGUGUGAAAGUGAUCUACAUGUAUUUGGUCUCUAUUCUAGUAUUAUAUGUAGUAAUGAUUCUCAUAA